AUCUCCAAAUACCAAGUAAAGACUAGUCCAGGCCAAAAUUAGAGAGAUAUAGGCAACUUUAAAUGCCAAGAACUCACCCAAGUCUCCAAAAUCCAAGAGCGGUUCCGCACGAUAUCCAAAUUAGUAGUGAAGACCUGUACUAUGCUCUACAGAGUGCAAAAGUGUAGUAUAAGUACCAACAAGUGGCAAACAUUUUACGUUCUAUCCUAUCAUUUGUGUUUCCAGGGUGAAUUUAUUUGUCCAGACAUUGUUGCUAUUGUUCUCAAAGAGAAAAGUGCCUGAUAGACUUUUGAACAUAUUGGGGAUCAUGGUUUUCUGGACUUGGUUUCCGCUUCUUGUUCUCGCCUUGCCUAAUUGGACAGAGAGGGUGUUGUUUGUUCUUACAAGCUUUGCUGUGACUGGGAUUCAACAUGUUCAAUUCUGUCUGAAUCAUUUUGCUGCUGAUGUCUAUGUUGGACAGCCCAAGGGGAACGAUUGGUUUGAGAAACAAACAGCGGGGACUAUUGACAUUGAUUGUUCUCCUCUGAUGGAUUGGUUCUUUGGAGGAUUGCAGUUCCAGCUUGAGCAUCAUCUGUUUCCAAGGCUGCCUAGGUGCCAAUUGAGGAAAAUUUCUCCUAUUGUGCAGGAGCUGUGCAAAAAGCACAAUUUGCCCUACAAGAGUGUGUCCUUCUAUGAGGCCAAUAGGUGGACAAUAAGGACACUCAGGACCGCGGCAAUGCAGGCUAGGGGUCUGCUCUGGGAAGCUGUCAACACUCAUGGCUAAUAUAAUUUUUUUGCACGAUAUUGGAAAUUUUUGUAAGUUAUUGUUUGUUUUUAUUGCAAUUUGAUAAUGUUUAUUGUAUUGGUUGGAACAGAGAGGGAAUGGUUCUAAUUUCUCCGCUGCUUGCAAUACGAUUUGUAAUUUUGUUUCAGGAACAUACUUAAAACUGCUUCAGUGUAAAGUUACUACUAAAACUACCUGAAUCAAAUACUAUAUGCAUAUAUUAUCUGCAGCUGUA
Messenger RNA from Solanum dulcamara, 998 nucleotides. RefSeq names its product delta(8)-fatty-acid desaturase 2-like. Gene Ontology annotation, molecular function: oxidoreductase activity, acting on paired donors, with oxidation of a pair of donors resulting in the reduction of molecular oxygen to two molecules of water. The record is from RefSeq and is a predicted model, not a curated record. The transcript has a single exon. Gene Ontology annotation, cellular component: membrane. Bases 308 to 763 code for a protein of 151 amino acids. Gene Ontology annotation, biological process: lipid metabolic process. Lineage: Eukaryota; Viridiplantae; Streptophyta; Magnoliopsida; Solanales; Solanaceae.